Clunio marinus is the source of this 1755-nucleotide messenger RNA. The record is from the annotation of a GenBank genome assembly. NCBI's taxonomy places the organism in Eukaryota, Metazoa, Arthropoda, Insecta, Diptera, Chironomidae.
CCAGCUUCUCAAUAGACAAGACGCUUAUUAAAAUAUUUUCAGAAGUCUUUAAAACGUGUGAUUAAGUGAACCGAGUCACAAAGAUCAGACGAUGAUUUUUCUCUCUUACAUUUUCGGGAUUUUUUUGUUAUUGUCCAUCAGAUCUCUCCCGUGCAACUCGCAAGAUGAAGGUUCGCCAUGCACUCUACCUGACAAGAGUGCAGAAGCACUUUGUGUUCGUUUGCAUUAUUGUCAGUCAUUUUGGAGUAUUAUAAAAGAUCAUCGAGGAAAUCUCCCACAAGCUGAAGCGGAACGCAUUCGUGGUCAUGCUUGUGGUAACACACAAUUUGUUUGUUGUCCUGACAAUAUAGUCACAACAACUCAAGCCCCAAUAAGUCCUUCUGAAUUAAAAUCUGCAACUCCAAAACCUGAUUUACCAUUACCAGCAGCAAGUGACUUAGAAACAAUAAAAUCACAUCUUAAUUACAAGUUGAUUAAUGAUAAAUGUGGAAGCUCAAGUGUCGAUCGCAUCGUUGGAGGAUAUGAAGCAAAACCAGGAGAAUUGCCGUGGUCAGUUUUGCUGAGAUAUAAAUCAAGAUUAGACAACACACUUACAUUUGGAUGUGGAGGAAAUUUGAUUACAAAAUUUUAUGUCUUGACAGCAGCACAUUGCAUAAACAGAGAUUUAGUUUCAAUUCGUUUGGGAGAGCAUAAAAUAUCAACUGAAGUAGAUUGCAUCGAUGAUUGUAAAGGAUCAAGAGACAAAAAUUGUGAGCCCGACUGCCUUGAUCCCGUUCAAGAUAUCGAAAUUGAAGAUUCUUAUAGACAUCAGCAAUACAUAAAACAUUUGAGGAUUAAUGACAUCGCUCUUCUUCGAUUGAGGACACCUGCUGAUACAUCAAGAAAUAAUGUUGAGACGAUUUGUUUACCAACAGAAUCUGUGAAUCAAAUUGAAAAUAUUGACGAAAAUGUUCGAAGCAAAAUGUUAAUCUCAGGUUGGGGAAAAGUUGAGAGUGGAGAAGCUUCUGAUGUUCUCUUGAAAGCUUAUGUCCCAUUAAUGGAUAACAACAAUUGCAACCAACGAUUCUCUCGUAUAAACGUAAAUAUUCAUGACACUUAUUUAUGUGCGGGAGGUUUUAACAAAACUGACACAUGUCGAGGUGAUUCGGGAGGUCCCAUUCAGAGUUUUGCGAUUGUCAACGGAAAACCCAGGAUGAUUUUAUAUGGUGUUGUAUCAGGUGGAAUUGAAUGUCAGCGACAAGAUCUCAUAUUUCCAGGAAUCUACACAAAUGUGCGUUACUAUCUCGAUUGGAUAUUGGAUAAUAUGAAACAAUAAGAAGACGAAGAAUAAAAUAAUUUUUUAUUUCAUGUCGUUGACUUUAAUUUUUAUCGACCUAGAAGAAGAAAGAAAAAAGUAAAAUUUCUUGAUCGAGGUGCAAAACAUUUAAUAUUGUAUUUUUUUAAAUAUUGUUUAAUAACAAAAGUGGAGAAAACUUAACAUUACUAAUAUUACGAAUCAUAUUUUUAUGUAUGUCAAAAGCUUUAAAAAGCUUUAUAAAUAUUAAUGUGCUUUUAAAUAAAAAUAUCACAGUUUACAAUGUUCCAAAUGCAAUGCAGGAAGAUCGCCAAUAAUAUCAACUGCUUCUUGAAUAACUUUUUCUUCGUCUGAAAUGAAUCCAGUGUUGACAAUACCGACGCUAUUUCUCGAUUUUAUUUGACUGUUUCUUCUUGUUGACCCGAAACGAUUUGCAAUGACACUUCCAUCGUCUUUAUUGU